This is a messenger RNA of Lycium barbarum (goji berry), 1506 nucleotides long. RefSeq lists its product as uncharacterized. The coding region runs from base 420 to 944 and encodes 174 amino acids. The record is from RefSeq and is a predicted model, not a curated record. The transcript is spliced from 6 exons. Lineage: Eukaryota; Viridiplantae; Streptophyta; Magnoliopsida; Solanales; Solanaceae.
UAGAAACACAAGUGGCAUCACCAGAAAAAUCAUAAUUUAAAAAUACAAAUUAAACAAUUAAAAAACUGCAACAACUAAAAAACUACAAAAAGCCAAUUACUCAGCAAAAUAAAAAACCGUACAACAAUCCACAUAUCAUCAAAAAUAUAAAUGAUAAAAAAACAAAUAAACAGGAAAUAAGUAACCAAAAAAAAAAAAAAAACACUUGCUCCAUAGCAGUUACAAAUAAACAGGAAAUAAGUGAAAUAACUGCUAGCAGAGUGCAGAUUCGGCCUUUCCAACCGCAAUUGAAGGCUUAUUCUUAAAUUCCAAACUGUGAAUCCUAGUAAACUCUGCGCAAUUGAAGAUUUCUUCUUCGCUUCCUUUUUCCAUUUGAUAGUUCCAUCUAAUUGCUUUUUACGGUUCCUGUUAUUUCGAUUAUGUUUGCAUAUCUGGUUUGUUGGAUUUUGGGCAUAAUGGGGACUUGCUCUAUGAAGUUUUGCAUUUGGGGCUUUUUUUUUAAUUUGACAGUUCAUUAUUUUUUGGGGUUAGAAGUUGAUGUUGUUGGUCUUAACAAUCGCUCUCUACGAUCAAGUUUCGGUUCUCCCUUUCAACAAUUUUUUGUAGCAGAGAUGUGUAGGACUACAGAACGAGGGCAUACAGAGGUCACCCUCAAACUUCCGAUGGUUCAUUUAGACUUGAGAAAGGAUCGCCGUGUACUUCAGUUCGUUGAUGACUCUGCUUACGAGGUCGACGAUGACGACUUCGACUUCAGCGAUGACUCUAACUUCUUCGAAAAAGAAAUGAUCGCAGGUGUACUUCAAUUCGUCGAUGACGCUGCUUACAAGGUCUACGAUGACGACUUCGACUUCAGCGAUGACUCUGACUUCUUCUAUGAAAGUAUGCAUUACAGCAGUCACUCAGUUCCUUUAUUUGUUUCACAUUUGGAAUGUCUAGCAGCAUGACUGAGAAAUUAGGUUGGAAAACCUGAAACCAAGCACCCAUUGAAAACCAAAGUCCAUCCUGUUCAGAAUGUAUGGUCAUUUUUCUGCCUUCUAGAGUUCUUGCUUACGUUGAUUGGUGAUUUUUCCUUCUACAAUAUCCACAAUGUAUUGAUACUCUAUUAACUUGCUGUUAGUUUGAGCUGCUCCAGGCUGGCUGUACUACAUGACAGGGUAAUAUCUUUCAGCUACACCACACGUUAUUGCAUCAAAUAUUACCGGUAGUAGUGAAAAUUUCUCUUAUUUAUUUUCUACACAAACUUGGGAGGAGGAGACUGUCAUUUUGAUCCACUUUCGGUGAGCAUUGUACUACGACAACUUUUAUUUGUUACUGGAAUCAUUAUUCCAUUAUAGUGGAAAGUGUUAGAAGAAAUGAUCUGUAUAUAAAGGAUCCUGUUUAUUCCAAUCUUGUCAUGUUGGUACUCAAGAAGGAAUUUACUAAGUAAUUUUAGCGUGUAAACUUUUUGCUAUCUUCUAUAGAACUGAGGUUUUUGUGAUAAUCUCACUGAUUCUUAGACAAUGGUCA